GUUGACUGCUCCUUGCUGAGGUGUGAAAAUCGCAAAGCAUCCUUGGAAAUGGAGUUUGCAAUGGACUCCCAUCGUCUAAGCAGUAUUUUUGUCGCUAUUCCUUUGUCUCGGGGAAAACAAAGGAAUAAAGCACCUCGUGGUCAGGCCUCACAGGUUACAUGUAGGCCUUCUUUGUGUGACCUCAUGGUUUGAGGCCCAACAGCCCUUUAAUGUGGAAUUAGGCUGCAAAUAAGAAAACUGGGGAGGCUGGAUGCUGCAACUCAUCCCUCUCAUGCAGCUGUUUUAAUUGUGGACCACUGCAGAAAUGUAGUAUGUUCACAACAUCUUUAAUUUAUCUGGGCCAAAGUUGAAAUGACAGUGUUGAGCCACUGUAGUAAGCUCACUAUUUUACUCUCUCAUUAGUGUAAAUCUUACAGCUGCACUAGUAAAAUCUAGUAACACUUUAUUUUAUGUCCUGUAAUGUGCUAAUAAUUUCCUUGAAAGUUUCCAUGAAAAGUCCUGUAAUUUGAUACUAAUUAUAGGGAAAAUAGAGACAAUGUUAUGAGACAGCUACCUGAGUUUAGUUAGUUGUUUUGAGUUUAUAAGUUUUCAUUUUCAGAGGCAAUUACUGGAAAAUCCAAGUAAGUAUUCAUUUAUUAUUGGAAACGUUUUUUUUCCAUAUUUGUUUGACAAAUGUGACAUUCAUGCAUGUUCAUUUAACCUGCUGCACACUGACUAAAAACUCUAUAUUACAUUGUGCUUCCUAAGAAUUUACAAAUGAAAUAGUCUGCCUCAUAAUCUGUCAUGUCACAUGUAUAUGGGUGGUUGACGUGACGCUCCAUUUUUGUGUUCUUGGUGACAAAUGUAAAUAAUAAUAUAUAAUAUUUCAUUAAAAUCUCUGUUUUUUAUACAGUAUAAUCGUCCAGAACUAAUACAUCUGUAAUUAAUGAGCAUUACAAUUCAAAUAUGUAAAUAUUUUGUUUUAAACAUGACAUUUGUCCACUGGCGUGACUGUCCGGAGUAGCAUUGCUCAUCUCAAAACUACUGUAUUUAAAUUAAUAAUAAGUCAAAAUACAUUAAAAUACUUGAAUAUAUAUUAUAGUAGUGUUAACUUACAGAAACUAAGGUUAUAAGUCUUAAGGUCACCAUUUAGAAUAAUUAUGAAACGUUACAUUUUGUCCGCAAAACUGGUGUCCACCUGGUGUGAAGCCACUCUGUAGAUAUAAAACAGGCAUUAAUUUGGGUACCCUAUUACUGAGAGGGGUCCUUCUUCAUCCAGGAAGUACAGUAGACAUCACUGGAGCAGAUGCACUGCACACAAGGUGAGUUCUGUCUCAAAUCUUUUCAUAAUUUUGCUAUUUCUGUGCAUUGUUAGAAAUGGGAUCCAUUGUGCAGUCCUUUUGUGUGACGUAAUUUAAGCACUGAUCUGAAAAUUUUCAUCAAUUUAUAUUGAUUGACUAUUGAAAAUAAUGUAAACCUUUGGUGUGACAGCACUGUCCUAUAGUGUGACAUGAACUGAACGUCACACUGGUGGACAUGGCUGUCACACCAGUGGAUGUAGGUUCUAUGAAGGAGUACAAACCCAUCACUCUCUCUCUCCUAACCACUCAAUAGUCACUCAAUACAGGAACAAGGCUAACUGUUACCUUUUAAGCAGUGUACCCUACACAUGGGGGCUAAAGCGAAUAAUGUGGAACUAUUCAGAGAGAGCUCAUGGGAAAGGUGCUCCUGAUGGAGUUGGGGGAGCAGUGAAACGAAUGGCAGACAACCACAUCCAUGGGGGGCAAGACCUUAAAAGCCCAAAGGAUGUCUAUGAGUUCCUAGUCCAAAAAGAGGUCACAAACAUAAGAUUCAAGUGGAUCGAUGAGGCAGAUAUCCAGGUGUUUGACGAGAUGUUGCCACCGUCUGUCCCAAAAGUACCCGGCAUAUUAAACACGCACCAAAUACUUUCCUUCUCUGUCGGAGAGAUCUUCUAUAGGGCACUCAGCUGUUUCUGCCGGUUCCCAGAGAUGUGCCACUGCUUCUCUCCAAGCAAGAUGAGGCCAGACAAAUCAAAAGAUUUGGAGGAACCACUCACCUCUGAAGUCCAAGCGACCCAGCCUGAGAAUCCCAAUAGUGGAGAGGAAGCUGAGGAAGAGCUUGACGACAAGUACACUGUAGGGAAAUUCGUCAUUGUCUGCUAUGACCAGAAGCCAUUUGUGGGCCAGAUCACACAACUAAAUGCUGAGCAUAUUGAGGUCAAUUGCAUGGUGCAAAUUUGUGGGAAAAACAUCUUCAAAUGGCCUGCUAAGCGAGACUGCAUUAUGUACAGCAAGGACGAACUUGUCAGUGUCAUCUCUGAGCCAGAGCCCCACCAGCGUGGAGCCCAACUCACCAAAUAUGACUGGCUGCUGUUCAAUGAGGUGUGAAAGGAGGAGGAUGAGUCCUUAAACACUACAGCUUUUUUUUUAUUUUGUUUGUAUUUCAAGCUGUACUCUUGUGCUGGGUUGUUUAAUGAAUUUUACCCAAACAGUAGUUUUUAGGUCAGUUCCAGUGGUUAUGAAUUGUGACAAGUAUGGCUAUUUGAAAAAUGAUUUUACUUGAGCACUAAAAAUGGGACUGAAUUUAAUACAGAGAACUCUAAUUUUAAUUCUUUAUCCUGUCUAGUUUUGACUUGAACAAAAAUGUAAUGAAUUUUAAGAUAAAUUUGAAAAAGAAAAGUAAUAAUAAGCCAGGACAAUUUUGUUUACAUGUUCAUGUUGUGUUGCUAAAUGUUACUAGUCUGGCUAUCUUAAUUGUACAAAAAACAUUUGAACUUCAGGUUAUAACUUUAUUUUAAUGAAUUGUUAAUGAUUUUGAAGGUAAUGAAUUUUAAAAUAAAUUUGAACAGGAAAAAAUAAAUGUGACUUUGUAACAAAACAUGGGCAUAAGGUAUUUAUUGUCCAAUGGUGUGACGGAAUGUCCUGUGGCAUUUUAAUGCACAAAUUCAUGUAAAAAGUGUUGAAUAGCAUAAUAAUGAUAUCAUCACUAUGCACAUAUAAGGAUGAAUUGAAGCUUCAUUAGGUUUUAUACUAAUUAUAAUGAAUAUAACCCAACCGUUUGGGUGAAGUCCCUAUGUGGACAUCUUAUAGUAGGGUAAUGACAUGAUUGCGAAUUUUUAUUGGUUACUUUUGAUGUGGAAAUAUAAUUAGAACAAAUUGAUAAGGAUUAUGCAUAUUUGUCUUAUCUGGCAAACAAUCUCUGAAUUAAAUAUUAAUAUUAAAAAUGUUGUCCCACCGGUGGACAAUUUUUAGGAGUACCACACAAAAAAGUGAAAAAAAUCUAAAAUAAAUGAGGAAUUGGUAAUGAACACAAUCAAUUUUGAGUUACUUACAUAUAAAGCAAUACAAUUAUGUGUCAUUUGACAUAAAUUUUAAAAAUAUAUUUUUUUCCACUUUGGAUUUGAGUUCACGUCAACCACCCAUAUGUAACCAAUAUGAACGUGAUUUUGUGUCGUUUUGUCUCUCAUUCUGUGAAUAAGACAUCAAGUCUGUAGCUCUGUGAGACUCCAUUACUUACCAGAAAACGAGUUUAUUCAUUGAAUCACGGAUGGUUCUGGAGUGGGUCCAGUUUUAAGGGGCUAUAAUACCCCUGUGACAAAAAGCAAGGACGUCCUAAUGUGUGAAGGCGUUUUCUCCUGAAGCCAGGGCUUCCCCGUUUUUCAAACUAGCUAUCAUUGUCAUUUUAAUAAAAAGAUCAAAUUCAUUUCUUGACCAUUUAACAGCCACUGUUCACAUCAUAUUAUCAGCCUCGGUUUACUAGUUGUUUUUUGAGCAGCUGUAUAACUUUAGCGCCGACUUGUCUGAAAACGAGAAAUCUGUCAAACGGUGCCGCCGGUGCCUAGCAACGGUUGCUAUGACAGAGUCGCGGGUUUUGAAAAUAGUCAGUUACUUUAUUCUGUGACGUAAUCAUGACGAGUGAUCAACGUGUAGCCUAGUUACACUUUGAUUUGUGACGUGUAGUCAUAGAUAUGUGACGUGGUCAUGAGCAGUGAUCAACGUGUAGUCUCUCUUUGAUCUCUGUAGUCUCACUUUGAUCUCUGUAGUCACACUUUGAUCUCUGUAGUCACACUUUGAUCUCUGUAGUCUCUCUUUGAUCUCUGUAGUCACACUUUGAUCUCUGUAGUCACACUUUUAUCUGUAUCGUCACCCUUUGAUUUGUGCUUUGAUUCUUUGAUCUAGUCACAGAUAAAAGCUAUGAAAGUGGAAACAUUUAUGUAUAUAGGGCACCAGAAUAUUCAAG
This is a messenger RNA of Thunnus maccoyii (southern bluefin tuna), 4239 nucleotides long. RefSeq lists its product as uncharacterized. The transcript is spliced from 2 exons. Bases 1668 to 2387 code for a protein of 239 amino acids. The record is from RefSeq and is a predicted model, not a curated record. Lineage: Eukaryota; Metazoa; Chordata; Actinopteri; Scombriformes; Scombridae.